AUGGAAGAGCUCACCGCCUUCGUGUCCAAAUCCUUCGACCAGAAGAGCAAGGAGAACGCGGGCGGCGGCGCGGGCGGCGGCAGGAAGGACUCCACCACCUACCGCGAAGUUUUGGAGAGCGGGCUAGCGCGCGCCCGGGAGCUCGGCACCUCGGAGUCCGGCCUGCAGGACGCACCCGACGCCGGCGGGGCCCACUGCCCGGUCCACUUGUUCAAAGACCACGGGGACCCGGACAGGGAGAAGCUGAAGGACUUCGGACCGGCCAGGGCCUCGGUGGAAGGGAUCUACGACUGCAAGGAGAAGCGGGAGGAGGUAAAGUCGGAGGACGAGGACGGCCAGACCAAGCUGAAGCAGCGCCGCAGCCGCACGAACUUCACGCUGGAGCAGCUCAACGAGCUGGAGCGGCUGUUCGACGAAACGCACUACCCCGACGCCUUCAUGCGCGAGGAACUCAGCCAGCGCCUGGGGCUGUCGGAGGCGCGCGUGCAGGUGUGGUUCCAGAACCGCAGAGCCAAGUGUCGCAAGCAGGAGAACCAGAUGCACAAAGGCGUCAUCCUGGGCACCGCCAGCCACCUGGACGCCUGCAGGGUGGCCCCCUACGUGAACAUGGGCGCGCUGCGCAUGCCCUUCCAGCAGGUGCAGGCACAGCUGCAGCUGGAAGGCGUGGCGCACGCCCACCCGCACCUGCAUCCGCACCUGGCGGCCCACGCGCCCUACCUGAUGUUUCCGCCGCCUCCCUUCGGCCUCCCCAUCGCGUCCCUGGCCGAGUCGGCCUCAGCCGCUGCCGUGGUGGCUGCAGCUGCCAAGAGCAACAGCAAGAACUCCAGCAUCGCGGACCUGCGGCUGAAGGCGCGCAAGCACGCCGAGGCCCUGGGACUCUGA
This is a messenger RNA of Heterocephalus glaber (naked mole-rat), 882 nucleotides long. It is a transcript of the gene Shox, whose product is annotated as SHOX homeobox. Gene Ontology annotation, molecular function: DNA-binding transcription factor activity, RNA polymerase II-specific; sequence-specific double-stranded DNA binding. The record is from RefSeq and is a predicted model, not a curated record. Gene Ontology annotation, biological process: regulation of transcription by RNA polymerase II. Lineage: Eukaryota; Metazoa; Chordata; Mammalia; Rodentia; Bathyergidae. Gene Ontology annotation, cellular component: nucleus.